CUAUUCUCUGCCAUAUUCAAUUGCCCAGUGCUACUAUAGUAAUCAUGUCUGACGAACAAAAAGAACAAGUUCAAACCGCUGCUGUAGAGAAUCAAGCACCUCAAGAAGGUGUUCCUAAGACUGAACAAACCACAGAGUCUACAAAGCCAGCUGAAACCGUUUCUGGAAAAGCUGAAUCUUUUGAUGAAAAUGAAGUUUUAAAGCAAGUGGAAUUUUACUUUUCUGACUCCAACUUGCCUCGUGACAAGUUCUUGUGGACUGUUUCCCAGAAAAACCAAGGUUGGGUUCCUAUCCAAACGAUUGCUUCCUUUAAGCGUAUGCGUCGCUAUCAGCCCUUAGAAGCCGUUGUGGCCGCUUUGCGCAAGAGCCCAGAGUUACUUGAAGUGGAUGAAGCCGGCGAAAAGGUUCGUCGCAAGGUUCCUAUCGUUCGUCCUGAUCCUUCUGCUAUACAACGUUCCAUGGAAAGUAGUGUGUAUGUCAAGGGCUUUGGUGAGGAACAAGAAGAUACUCAAUUUGUAUUGGAAAGAUAUUUCGAAAAAGAAGGUGGUGAACUUGCUUCUCUUCGUUUGCGCCGUGAUGACGAUAACAAGUUCAAGGGCAGUGUUUUUGUAGAAUUCAAGACUCCCGAAAUUGCCAAAGGCUUUUUGGAAAAGGUCAAGGGAUCUCCAUUGAAGUUCAAUGAAAAUGAGUUAACUAUCAUGUCCAAGAAGGAAUACGUGGAUAUGAAGGCUGAACAGCAUCGCAAUGAUCCUCCUAAGCCUGGCAACAAACGCAGACGUUUUGACGCCUUUAAAAUGAUGGAUCGUGAGCGAUCCAGCAAGCGUGCUCCCAAGAGAGGAAAAACUGCUUAUAAGGAAACCGAAAAGCAAGAAAAACCAAAGGAACCCGAGACUGUUGAAGAACCCAAGAAGGCUGAAGAUUCUAAUGAGGCUGAAAAGUCUACUGAACAACCCAAGGCCGAGGGAGAGGCUGCAGCUGCCACCAACGAAAAAGAAGAAGCCGCUCCUGCUUCUUCUAACUAAAAUAAAGAUAAAACUGGUUUUAUUAUCUUUUUGGAAAAGUUUUUAUUUUAAGGAAUAAAAUGGUUAGUAUGGGAUGAAACUCAGGAAAAUGAAAAGUAAGAUAAGUAAGGUUUCGAGAGGAACUUGACUUGAAACUGUAUUGCGUCUUUGUAUGGAACGACUUGAAACAUAUUUCAUCACUUUGGUUUAGGCUCAAAUUUCA
Schizosaccharomyces cryophilus OY26 is the source of this 1224-nucleotide messenger RNA. RefSeq names its product La protein. NCBI's taxonomy places the organism in Eukaryota, Fungi, Ascomycota, Schizosaccharomycetes, Schizosaccharomycetales, Schizosaccharomycetaceae. The record is from RefSeq and is a predicted model, not a curated record. Gene Ontology annotation, molecular function: mRNA binding. The transcript is spliced from 2 exons. Gene Ontology annotation, biological process: RNA processing. Gene Ontology annotation, cellular component: nucleus. Bases 45 to 1022 code for a protein of 325 amino acids.